This is a messenger RNA of Acanthamoeba castellanii str. Neff, 1581 nucleotides long. RefSeq names its product Ras subfamily protein. The record is from RefSeq and is a predicted model, not a curated record. The transcript has 10 exons. Gene Ontology annotation, molecular function: protein binding; GTP binding; GTPase activity. Gene Ontology annotation, biological process: protein secretion; regulation of exocytosis. The coding region runs from base 1 to 1581 and encodes 526 amino acids. Lineage: Eukaryota; Discosea; Longamoebia; Acanthamoebidae.
AUGGGCCUGCGGCCGCUGCUCGCUGCGGUCAAGUGCAACAACAUGGUCAUGGCCGGCCUGCUCAUCGACCACGGUGCCCACGUCCAUCAGCAGAAUUGUAAGCGAUCAGAGCUGCACGCCCUGGCCGAGACCCAGGAGGGUCCCUACCCUGAUUUGCCGGCGACGGUUGGAGCGAGGUGGGUCAACACGGUGCAAAGAUGGGCCAUGCCUUCGCCCGCGGUCAAGUUCUGGCAGCUGCUCCUGGACAUUGGCGCCGGUCCGAACUGGCCGGACCGGCACGGGAUGACACCAUUCCAUGUGGCCUGCGCACGCGGCAACUGGCCGGUCGUCCAAUUCCUCCUCCAAGGCAAACACGUGAGCGAUGUCGACAAAGCCGACGAGCAGGGCGAAACGGCGCUGCACUACGCCGCGCGCUAUGGUCACGCCGCUGUCGUGUCGCUCCUUCUCUCUUCGCGAGCCGACACGCGGCUGAUUAGCAAGCACGGCAACCCCGCCGAGUCUAGUUCAGAGACGAAGGCUGAUGGAGGCCUCAUUACGGCUGGUCAGGUGGCGAGAGCGGCGGGCCACGUGGCCGUGGCGGAGCUCAUCGAAAGCUGGAGCUAUCGGGCGUGUCCCCUCUUGUUCAUGCCCUUCGGCGCGCUGGUGCACGUGAUGGCCCUCCUGGAGCCCCACGACCUGUGCUCUGUUGCCCAGACCUGCUCGACACUGAACGAAGUGAGCAGCGACGACCACGUGUGGCGCCGCUUCUGCAAUGCGCGGUGGAGCAGCGAUGACAAGGGGUACGAGGGCAGGCGAUGGAAGGCGCGCUACAUGGCCUGGCUCCAGCCCCGCCUCAAGCAGUACGCCACCAGUAAAGCGAGAGGAUUCACCGGAGCCGCAGCCUCUGCGCGGCCAUCAACGCAUCAAUCCGAGGACUACGACCAUCUUUUCAAGUUCAACCUCAUCGGCGAUAGCGGUGCGGGCAAGACUUACCUCCACACUCGCUUUCUGCCCAAAUUCCAUCGACACCACUCCAGCACCAUCGGCGUUGAAUUUGGCAGCAGGACAAUCGAGAUGUGCGGCCAGCGCAUCAAGCUGCAAGUGUGGGACACGGCGGGCCAGGAACGUUUCCGCAGCAUCACGGGGGCGUAUUACCGAGGGUCGCGCGGCCUGCUGGUGGUCUACGACAUCACCGCGCGAAGCUCGUGGAAGAAUGCCAAGUAUUGGGUCGAAGAGGUGCGGCGAAGCCUGGCCGAUGAUGUUGACAUGAUGCCCUUCAUCCUUGUUGGAACGAAGAACGACUUGGAGCAUCAGAGGCAAGUGUCGCCGGAGGAGGGCCAGGCGCUAGCCCUGGAGUUGGGCGCCGCCGGCUGGGCCGAAACCAGCAGCCGCACCGGAAGCGAAGUGGAGAACACGUUCCUGCGCCUGACCGAGGCAGCUCUGCUGGGUGUGGACCCGUUCUCCAGCUACGGCGCGGGUCCCGAGUGCUGCGUCCCUAGCGCAGAGGUGCUGCAGGCGCUCUACGACAAGUCGAGCACGGGCCGGGCGGAAAAGGAGCGGAUUGCAGCCUUGGCUCGGUCUAGCCAGUGCCUACUCCAGUAG